This is a messenger RNA of Tribolium castaneum (red flour beetle), 1610 nucleotides long. RefSeq names its product Phosphoribosyl pyrophosphate synthetase (gene Prps). NCBI's taxonomy places the organism in Eukaryota, Metazoa, Arthropoda, Insecta, Coleoptera, Tenebrionidae. Gene Ontology annotation, cellular component: ribose phosphate diphosphokinase complex; cytoplasm. Gene Ontology annotation, biological process: purine nucleotide biosynthetic process; ribonucleoside monophosphate biosynthetic process; 5-phosphoribose 1-diphosphate biosynthetic process. Bases 133 to 1260 code for a protein of 375 amino acids. The transcript has 6 exons. Gene Ontology annotation, molecular function: ribose phosphate diphosphokinase activity; magnesium ion binding; ATP binding. The record is from RefSeq and is a predicted model, not a curated record.
GCCAAGUUUGUUGAUUGUUACGAAAUGACGUUGGAGUGAUAACCCCUUCGCUUUGAAUUUAUGGCAGGGGGCAUUUUUCAGUAAUCAAUAUUUUACGUUGUGUACUGACAAUUUCAAGUGUGAAAAUUCGAAAUGUCCGAGGAAACCGAGAACGUUAUGCCCGUUUCCCAGCCCGUACGUGCUAAAAGCUUGUUGCGGGCAAAGUUGGAAAAGUCUUCGUUGAUCCUCCAGAGCAGAAUGCCGAACAUUAAAGUCUUCAGCGGGACCUCGCACCCCGACCUGGCCCAGAGGAUCGUGGACCGGCUGGGGAUCGACUUGGGCAAAGUGGUUACGAAGAAAUUCAGCAACUUGGAAACAUGCGUGGAAAUUGGGGAGUCCGUCCGUGGGGAAGACGUGUACAUCGUGCAGUCGGGCAGCGGGGAAGUUAACGACAACCUGAUGGAACUCCUCAUCAUGAUAAAUGCGUGCAAAAUUGCGUCCGCGAGCAGAGUCACUGCAGUCAUUCCAUGCUUCCCGUACGCUCGGCAAGACAAGAAGGACAAGCCUGCGAAUAAAAAUGACGUCGAACGCAACGUGGAAAAAUGGAAGUCAAUCGAAUGGAAAUUCAGGAGUCGGGCCCCAAUUUCGGCCAAACUGGUCGCGAACAUGCUCUCGGUGGCGGGGGCCGAUCACAUCAUCACCAUGGACUUGCACGCGUCGCAAAUCCAGGGCUUCUUCGACAUCCCGGUGGAUAAUUUGUACGCCGAACCGGCGGUGUUGAAAUGGAUCAAGGAGAACAUUGUCGAGUGGCGGAACAGUAUAAUAGUGUCGCCGGACGCCGGGGGCGCCAAGAGGGUCACCUCCAUCGCCGACAGACUCAACGUCGAGUUCGCCCUCAUCCACAAGGAGAGGAAGAAGGCCAACGAGGUGGCCUCGAUGGUGCUCGUCGGAGACGUGAAAGACAGGGUUGCUAUUCUGGUCGACGAUAUGGCCGACACUUGCGGCACGAUCUGCCACGCAGCCGAGAAGUUGACCGAAGCUGGGGCUACGAAAGUCUACGCGAUUUUGACGCAUGGGAUUUUCUCCGGACCUGCCAUAACUAGGAUUAAUAACGCGUGCUUUGAGGCUGUGGUUGUCACUAAUACGAUUCCACAAGACGGGCAUAUGAAGGAUUGUUCGAAAAUCCAGUGCAUUGAUGUGUCCAUGAUGUUCGCUGAGGCGGUGAGGAGGACGCACAAUGGCGAAUCAGUAUCGUACCUAUUCUCGAAUGUUCCUUAUUAACCCAUUUUUAUUAUUUUAAAUAAUAAAAGUGUUAGGUUGUACUGCAAAUCCUCAGAUGUAGAAGAUGUUCGUUUUAUUUCUUUAUAACUAAUUGAUGAUGAGAUACAAAUUCAUAUUUUUUUAAAUUAUAAUUUAGACCUUUACAGGUGCAUGCCAUAAUAUUUACGCUAAUUACAAUUAGGUUCUUGCAAUAAAAUAUUUUUUUAUUAUUUCGAAAUGGUCUUGUAGUGUAUAUAAUUAUGGCUUAUUUUUGUACAAGAAAUAAAAGACACGAGCUUUCUCUAUACAUUUUUUUGCAAAUUAUUUUGUAUAAAAGAACUUAAAUAUACACAAUAAAUAGAUUAUAAAAG